AUGCGGAGGGCUCCUCCGGCCCUUCGGGUGGCUGGUGAGGACGAUGCGAAUGUCGUUUCUUUGAAUAAAACCGGUAAAGCAUCUUGGAAGGAAACGUGCUUUUACACGGGGUUCCCAGCGGGGCGUGAAGAGCUGAAAACUGAGACCAACAUCACCCUGAAAGUGGCUUUAAAGCCCAACAACCGCAGGUCGGACCUCGCCGCGUCCCAGGCCGUGGAGCAUUACAGUACCUAUAGCCAAGCUGCAGCUCAGCAGGGCUACAGCGCGUACGCACCGCAGCCAGCUCAAGGAUAUGCACAGACCACCCAGCAGACGUACGGGCAGCAGAGUUACGGAACCUACGGACAACCCGCCGACAUCAGCUACACGCAGCCCCCAACGACUGCGACGUACGGGCAGACCGCGUAUGCCACGUCCUACGGGCAACCUCCUACCGGUUACACUGCCCCAACGGCCCCCCCGGCGUACAGCCAGCCCGUCCAGGGCUACGGCACGCCCGCCUACGACACCAACACCGCAACGGUUACCACCACCCAGGCUUCCUACGCAGCACCGUCCCCGUACGGCCCCCAGCCCGCCUACCCGGCCUACGGGCAGCAGCCGGCACCGUCUGCUCCCGCAAGCCAGCCCGGCCUGGGGUACGGACAGAGCAACUACAGCUACCCACAGGUGCCUGCCAGCUACCCGAUGCAGCCCGUCACGGCGCCUCCCUCCUACCCUCCUACCAG
Molecule: messenger RNA, 728 nt
Organism: Eurypyga helias (sunbittern)
Lineage: Eukaryota; Metazoa; Chordata; Aves; Eurypygiformes; Eurypygidae
Product: RNA-binding protein EWS-like
Exons: 6
Source: RefSeq, a predicted model, not a curated record